This is a messenger RNA of Talaromyces marneffei, 1647 nucleotides long. RefSeq lists its product as uncharacterized. Bases 1 to 1647 code for a protein of 548 amino acids. Gene Ontology annotation, molecular function: heme binding; oxidoreductase activity, acting on paired donors, with incorporation or reduction of molecular oxygen; iron ion binding. The transcript is spliced from 5 exons. The record is from RefSeq and is a predicted model, not a curated record. Lineage: Eukaryota; Fungi; Ascomycota; Eurotiomycetes; Eurotiales; Trichocomaceae.
AUGGAACGUGUCCUUCUCACCAGUUUUUCCACGGCAACGGUGCCAACCAUGGAGAUUAAGACUUUGACCGAGUUGACGCUUGCGCCACAAACAGUGGCCAUUGCUGUUCUCGUGAUCGUAGCAUGUGCUUUCUUCCAAAAGAUUCAUUUGGAGUGGCAGGUUCGCAAACUGCCUGCCUUUCACGAUGCAAUCAGUAGUGAGGCGCAUAGAAAGCAGUACAUCAAAUCAGCGAAGAGAUUGUACAGGGAGGGCUAUGAGAAGGUGAAUUCUGAUGUGGUAUUGUCGAGGCUUCAACUAACAAAUUCCAAGUUCAAAGACUCGGUCUGGAGAGUUACGUCAGCCGACGGAUUUCACCAAGUCGUUGUUUCUCCUAGUCUUUUACCAGAAUUGAGAAAAAUCCCAGACUCAGUGCUCAGUAUUGAGAAAGCUGUCGCACAAUUUUUCGAAGUCAAGUACACCAGGCUGCUUGCCAGCGAUCGUGAUAUUGCUUUUCUCAUCCACUCGAUCAAAAGUGAUCUUACUCCAGCUCUUGCACGCUUGAACGGUAUUGUUUAUACCGCUGUUGAGGAAGCCCUGAAAGAAGAGAUGCCAGCCGACUGCGAAGACUGGACUCCAGUGAAGAUCAACGCAAAACUGAUCACCAUGGUGGCAAAGAUCACUGGUCUCAUUUUUGUUGGUCCAGAGCUCUGUCACAACGAAGAUUAUGUCGACUCUGCGAUCAAUUAUCCCGGGAAUGUGGUCGCAGCGGCACAAGCAGUCAAGUUGAUACGACCUUUCUUGCGCCCUUGGCUCGCUCCUCGCCUCCCAGAGCUGCGGAAGUUAGACCAAACCGAGAGGAAGGCUAUGCAGAUGUUAGAGCCUAUUGUUAAAGCGCGACGCGACGCCCAAGCAAAGGACCCGGAUCUGCAGCAACCUAAUGAUAUGCUUGGUUGGCUGAUGAAACGAAUGGAUAAAGAAGGAAUUCGAGAUAAUUUAGUGCUCGCAAAGCAGCAACUAAUUCUCAUUUUUUUAGCAGUACACACCACCUCUACAACGGUAACGAAUGUUCUCUACACUCUCGCGGCUUCUCCCGAAUACAUAGAGCCUCUCCGGGAAGAAGUUCGCCAGGCCAUCGCUGAGAACGGAGGCACCGUUACCUCCCGGGCUCUCGAACGAAUGGUCAAACUUGACAGCUACAUGAAAGAAACCAGCCGCUUCUACAGCGGUAUAGUCAAUUUCCAGCGCAAAGUCGUUCACGGCUUCACCCUCUCCAAUGGCCAGUACAUUCCUCCAGGAGUCAUCAUCGAAGCGCCAUCCCAUGCCAUCUAUAUGGAUGACGCCAACUUUCCUCGUGAUUCCCAGCCCGCCGAGGUCUUUGAUGGCUUCAGAUACUACAAGUUACGUCAAUCUGGGCUAGUUACGGACCAUGCACGCAACCUCUUUGUCACGACUAACGAGCACAAUCUGGGAUUUGGAUACGGCAAACAUGCUUGUCCAGGGCGAUUCUUUGCGGCAAAUGAGAUUAAGAUGCUCCUCGCGAGGUUGUUGCUCGAUUAUGAUUUCAAAAAUGAGGGUGACAGCAUGGAGCGAUAUCCACCAAUCGAGAUUGGGGGCUUCACGAGUCCUGAUCCUUCCAAGAAUCUCUUGUUCAGGAAGGUGAGAGUAUAA